This is a messenger RNA of Fonsecaea pedrosoi CBS 271.37, 684 nucleotides long. RefSeq lists its product as uncharacterized. The coding region runs from base 1 to 684 and encodes 227 amino acids. The record is from RefSeq and is a predicted model, not a curated record. NCBI's taxonomy places the organism in Eukaryota, Fungi, Ascomycota, Eurotiomycetes, Chaetothyriales, Herpotrichiellaceae. The transcript is spliced from 2 exons.
AUGGUGAUCAAAUCGACACCCCAGAUCCUCAAGCGAGUCAGCAUUCGCUGGCUCCCAGACGAUGCCUUUGAAGACACCGACACUAUCGCCCUCAACGUGGAUGGAUACUAUAUGGACCUUCGUGUGACACUAACCGACAAGACGCUGCAGUGGAGUCGAGCAGGUGAGCGCAAGACGCUCGCACGCGAUGGACUGACGUUUCGGUGGACUCGCAUCAUCGAUUCCAAGGGGAGUCGGCAAUCCGACGAAGCGUCGUUUGUCGACUUGAGCAACGGCGACAGCCUAGAGACGGGCAAGUUCGACAAGGAAGGCAAUGGGACUCUGACAGACUACGAAGAGGUGUGGCGGGAUGUUACAAAGGACACAGAAUCUGACGAAGAGGGAAGCGCAUGGAUAUUGCAAAGCACCGACGAAUCCAUGUUCCUGGGGAGAAUCGGCCAUAUGUUCUUGGGGAUGCAGGAAUCAGCGCAGGGGUGUUUUGCGGUCAGGAAAGAGGUUUGGUCCUCAAAGUCGGGCACGGGCAGUUGGCACACUGUCUUCGAGGCGGGUCCUGUACAGUCCAUUCCGAGAGCUGGGGAUGUACAACGCGAUCUUGAGAUUGGAGGAAGAGGAGGGAUGGCAGAGAAAAAGGGACAGACGGUUGUUAUUUGUGAUUGUGAAUGUAUUGUUCGAGGCACCAGUUGA